Propithecus coquereli (Coquerel's sifaka) is the source of this 907-nucleotide messenger RNA. RefSeq names its product chymotrypsin-like elastase family member 2A. Bases 20 to 829 code for a protein of 269 amino acids. NCBI's taxonomy places the organism in Eukaryota, Metazoa, Chordata, Mammalia, Primates, Indriidae. The record is from RefSeq and is a predicted model, not a curated record. Gene Ontology annotation, molecular function: serine-type endopeptidase activity. Gene Ontology annotation, biological process: proteolysis. The transcript has 8 exons.
AGAAUCCCAGGGACACACCAUGAUCAGGAUCCUACUGCUGUCUGCAUUGGUAGUUGGAGCUCUCAGCUGUGGGCGCUCCACUUACCCGCCCAAGGUGUCCAGGGUGGUCGGAGGUGAAGAUGUGAACCCCAACAGCUGGCCCUGGCAGGUCUCCCUGCAGUACAGCUCCAACGGCAAGUGGCACCACACCUGCGGAGGGUCCCUGGUGGCCCAGAACUGGGUCAUGACAGCGGCCCACUGCAUCAGCUCCUCCAAGACCUACCGCGUGGUGCUGGGCCGGCACAAGCUCUCCACUGAGGAGUCGGGCUCGGUGGCUGUCAAGGUCUCCAAGCUCGUGGUGCACGAGAAGUGGGACUCCAACCAGCUUGCCAAAGGGAAUGACAUUGCCCUGCUCAAACUGGCUUCGUCUGUCUCCCUGAGCGACAAGAUCCAGCUGGCCUGCCUCCCACCUGCUGGCACCAUUCUCCCCAACAACUACCCCUGCUAUGUCACCGGCUGGGGAACGCUGCAGACCAACGGGGAUACUCCUGACAUCCUGCAACAGGGCCGCUUGCUGGUCGUGGACUAUGCCACGUGCUCCAGCUCUGGCUGGUGGGGCAGCACCGUGAAGAACAACAUGGUCUGCGCUGGGGGUGACGGCGUGACCUCCAGCUGCAACGGGGACUCCGGGGGGCCGCUGAACUGCGAGGCAGAGAACGGCCAGUGGGAAGUGCACGGCGUGGUCAGCUUCGGGUCCAGCCUUGGCUGCAACUACUACCACAAGCCCUCCGUCUUCACACGGGUCUCCAACUACAUCUCCUGGAUCGAGUCGGUGAUGGAAAACAACUAACCAAAAGAAGUCUGCACGACUGUUUCAGACUUGGAAAGGUCACAGAAAGAAAAUGAUAUUAUAAUAAAGUAACAACUA